Molecule: messenger RNA, 3453 nt
Organism: Microthlaspi erraticum
Lineage: Eukaryota; Viridiplantae; Streptophyta; Magnoliopsida; Brassicales; Brassicaceae
Source: the annotation of a GenBank genome assembly
AUGAUCUCCAGCGGAGGAUUGGAAUUGCCCGCUCCCAAGGUCCGUAAUGUCGACGUGCCGGCCUCAGCUGCUGUACCGGUCACCAGAAACUUAGUCGCUGAUACUGACGCCACUGCUUCGGCUUCCGCUUCUGAAGACGAUAUGAGUACAAAUUCCGAUGACGUCUCCCUCGAUUCGUCUCCUGAGCACAGUAAAAUGUCCAGUGGCGUGGGUCGUAGUUACGGAAGAAACUCGUCUUAUUAUACUCACUCCGAGGUUAGCUCCUCCAGAGAGACUUCCGUAGGUGCACGCGAACAGACGGAACCGAAAUUUGAUAGUGAUACGGAGGAUUAUGAAUCGACGGAUUCAGCUACUAGCUCGCAGUUUUCCGCUGCGAAUAUCAAAGGCGGUCUAUCUCGGCUGGAAACUCACUUACCUAAGACGGACGGUGGAGCUGCCGUUGAGAAGGAGCUUGAUGAGAAGUUUUCUGAAGAAGAAGUAAGCGACAUUCCCAGUGCCCCUCCAUUUUCCGGGGCAGCAGAGGAAUCUGAAGAAAUUAAACCAGAGACUUCAAGCGUCCAAGUUUCAGAAGUCAAAACAGGAGAUUGUGUAGAAAGUAGACAGACUGGCCACUUUACUAGACCUAGUGCUGCUUCUGAGUCAUCUGGGCCACCUGAUCAACAUCCAGCUCGGCUGCCAACUUUUCAUGCAAGUGCUCGCGGGCCAUGGCAUGCUGUUGUUUCCUAUGAUGCAUGUGUACGGCUUUGCCUUCAUGCGUGGGCAAAGGGUUGCAUGGAGGCUCCCAUGUUUUUGGAAAAUGAAUGUGCUCUUCUACGAGAAGCAUUUGGCUUGCAGCAACUCCUUUUGCAAUCGGAGGAUGAGCUGCUGGCGAAGCGAUCUUCACAAGCUCCACACGAGGGAGUUGCACCAAAACCCAAGAAAAACAUUGGCAAAAUGACGGUGCAAGUACGACGUGUUAAAACUGUUUUGGAUGCUCCAACUGGCUGUAGUAUAUCAUCUCUGAAGCCAUCCUUGAUAAAGUUCGAGAAAAUCCGAGUUCGCUUUUCCAAUAUGUCAACACGCUUAUUUUCCGGAUGGCGGGCUCUAAGGAAGAUCCAUGUCCGUGUACCAGCCAAUGGUUCUUCUCUUUCGCGUCAAAGCCUGGGAUAUGUACAUGCCAGUACACAGUACUUAAAACAAGUUUCUGGUCUCCUGAAAACUGGUGUCACAAGUCUACGUAAUAGUUCAACGUCUUAUGAUGUUGUACAAGAAACAUACUCAUGUAGGUUAAGAUUGAAAAGCGUAACUGAAGAUGACGCCAUUAUGAUGCAACCAGGAUCCGGUGAAAGCCAUGUUUUCUUUCCUGAUAGUCAUGGAGAUGAUCUGAUUGUUGAAAUCCUUGAUUCGAACGGGAAGGAUUUUGGGCGUGUGCUUGUCCAGCUAGCUACCUUUUCUGAAGAUUCGGCUGAGAAACUUCGCUGGUGGUCUGUUUUUCGCGAACCAGAACAUCAACUUGUGGGAAAACUCCAGCUCUAUAUUGACUAUUCAGCCAGUUUUGAUGAUAACAGCCAUUUGAAGUGUGGCUCUGUUGCGGAAACAGUCGCAUAUGACCUAGUCCUGGAAGUGGCCUUGAAAAUGCAGCGGUUCCAGCAAAGAAACUUGUUGUUAUAUGGUUCAUGGAAAUGGCUUUUGGAAGAAUUUGCCUCCUACUAUGGGAUUUCUGAUGUGUACACCAAGCUCAGAUACUUGUCCUAUGUAAUGGAUGUUGCUACUCCGACUUCCGACUGUCUCCAUUUGGUGCAUGACUUGUUAACACCUGUCAUCAUGAAGGGAAAUGGCAAGAGCGCCUUGAGUCAUCAAGAGAAUCGGAUCUUAAAUGAAAUUAAGGACCAGAUGGAGCAGAUUCUGAAAUUGGUCUUCGAGAACUACAAAUCUCUUGACGAGUCUGCAUUGUCCGGAAUGAUGGAUGUAGUCAGUUCUGCAACAGGAGUACCAGCGCCAGCACUCACUCCUGCCGUGAAAUUGUAUAUGCUUCUGCAUGAUAUCUUGUCUCCCGAGGAUCAGACUAGUCUUUGUCAUUACUUCCAGGCAGCAGCAAAGAAGAGAUCUAGAAGGCACAUGGGUGAGGUAGAUGAGUUUGUUACAAACAAUAGCGAGCCCAAUUUUUUGGACCCUUCUGCAAUGUCGGCUGCUUACCAGAAAAUGACUAUGGUCUGCAAGAAUGUAAAGAAUGAGAUUUAUACUGAUAUUGAGAUCCAAAAUCAAGACAUACUUCCCAGCUUUCUCGAUCUUCCGAACCUCUCAGCCUCUAUAUAUAGCACUGAUCUCUGCAACAGACUUCGAACAUUCCUCGUUGCAUGUCCUCCAUCUGGCCCUUCACCAACAGUUGCAGAGCUUGUGAUUGCAACUGCAGACUUUCAACGUGAUCUUUCCAGCUGGAACAUUAGUCCUAUCCAAGGCGGUGUUGAUGCAAAAGAGUUGUUCCACCUGUAUAUCAUGAUUUGGAUUCAAGAUAGACGCCUUUCCUUACUAGAGUCAUGCAAACUUGAUAAGGUAAAAUGGUCCGGAGUCAGGACACAACAUUCAACAACCCCAUUUGUUGAUCAAAUGUACACCAGGCUGAACGAAACUAUUCAAGACUAUCAAGUUAUCAUUUCCAGAUGGCCGGAAUAUAUCUUUGUUCUGGAGAGUGCCAUUGCUGAUGUUGAAAAGGCGAUUGUGGAAGCUCUGGAGAAGCAGUAUGCAGAUGUCCUAUCACCUCUCAAAGAAAACUUGGCUCCAAAAAAGUUGAGCUUCAAGUAUGUCCAAAAGCUGACCAAAAGAUCUGCGAUUCCAUAUGUAGUCCCCGAUGAGCUGGGCAUUCUAUUAAACUCCAUGAAGAGGAUGCUUGAUGUUCUACGGCCUAAUAUAGAGGCUAAAUUCAAAGCAUGGUCUUCAUGCAUUCCUGAUGGUGGGAACGCAGCUCCUGGAGAUCGUCUUUCUGAGGUGACAGUGAUGCUCAGAGCCAAGUUUCGGAAUUACCUUCAGGCUGUGGUCGUAAAACUCGUAGAAAAUAGCAAGCUACAGAAGACGACAAUGUUGAAGAAGAUUCUUCAGGACUCUAAAGAAAGUGUUGGAGAGUCGGACAUCAGAAGCAAAAUGCAUAACCUGAAGGAGCAGCUCACCAACACAGUGAAUCAUCUACACUCGGUUUGCGAAGCGCAUGUCUUCAUCGCAUUGUCCCGAGGAUAUUGGGAUCGUAUGGGACAGAUUGUUCUAAGCUUCUUGGAGAACAGGAAAGAGAACAGAGCUUGGUACAAGGGUUCUAGAGUUGCUGUCUCAAUAUUAGACGAUACAUUUGCAGCACAGAUGCAACAGCUACUUGGCAACUCCUUAAGAGAGCAAGACCUAGAGCCUCCGAGAUCCAUCAUGGAGGUUCGCUCGAUUCUUUGCAAGGACACUGCAGAUAAUAAAGCUAAGUCUUUCUACUACUGA